GUUUUCUAUCAGUAUUGGCACGGUAUUGGUGUGGUUUUUACCAGUAUUACACAAUAUCACACCACCGCACAAUAUUGUGUAACAAUAACAAAUUCAAAAUAACUUAAUUUUACAGUGUACCUGCUAUUUCAAAUUACUUUAUACAGUGAAAUGGAAGACCUGAAAUUCGACAAAAUGAACAUUGAUACCAAAUUAGCAGAGCAAUGUGUAUAUGCAACCGAAGAGAAUAUAAUCACUAUGAUACGCAACUAGCGGAUGACCAGUGGGAAGUCCUGUCUACCAACUAAUACACAAAUUUAUGCAAUAAAUAAAUCUCUGGAUUGAAAGUAUUAGGAAAAUAAGGAGUUGACUGUGUUUUUGGAGCAGAAUACAUCUGAAAUAGACAUAGUUAAAUCUGGAGAUAAUGAUAAAAUAACUGCUCAAAUGAAGUCAUACUUCAAUAAGGAAAUCAAGAAUUUACCUACGGAUAAAAAGUUACAACUGUUUGCAAGUAAAAUGGAAGACAAUUCUGAACUAUUUGCUCAGUUAGAAGCAUUGUUACGAGGUGUACCCAAACAAGAGGUCAUUGACAUUGAUAAAAAGCUAAUUGUGCAGAAUUUUAAGUAUUGGAGUUUUAAUAAUCCUAUAAAUAGUAGUUUUUUGGGACUUCGUCCUACCAACAUAGAGAUCUCCGAAUCCAGUCCAUUGGCCAAAUUAGGAUCAGUGGUCUGCGGGAUAAAGUUUAACAUUAAUGUAAAAGUACAUUGUUGUGACGUUACGGCUCCAGUCUGCUACCUAUUUGUACGCUUGUGUAUGGAAUCUGGAAUAGACCGGGUGAAUUUGUUCCACAAGAAGGAAGAAAUGACGGAAAGUGGAGAAGACUUUCGAAACGGUUGCAGCGCUGUUGUUACAGAACAUAGCGACAUAGACUCCGCCAUCGACGUGUUUCUGUAUUCUACCAGUAAGCGUCCAUGGAAACUGAAUCACUUAUUCGUUCAGGAAAGCGAAAUCGAGCGUUUGAAAAUAAAUCUUAUAGCCAAAUCGCAACUGAAAGGCGACAGUAUUGAGAAUACCAACCUCGCCUCUAAGAAUAAGAUAGAAAUUGUUGCAUAUGAGAACAAAUUAUUUGCUUUCGAUUUCAUCGCGGAUGCAGAUAGGCCUGAGGGGAAGCAAGUAGUUAUAGUUGAAGCUUAUAGAACUGUUAAGGAGCUACUUACACUAAUCAAGAAAGAAAAUCCAUUCUUCUUGUCGUUAUGGACUAAUGACAUUUCAGAAGCUAACGAAAUAGCGUACAACGUUAUACUUCCAAUAGUCUGGAUAAACGAUUAUGGCAUAUUCGGUGGUCCGGAUAGAUCUUCCCAAGCGUUUUACUCUGCAUAUUUCAAACUAUGUUACUGCAUUGAUAAAGACUUGCUCACGAGUGAUGUAUUGAAGAAUCUCCAAAAUUGGUCCAAGAUAAACACAAAAGAACGCGUGACGAAAAUAUUGAAGGUCGUAGAAGUUCUAAAAGCUGACAGUUCAGACGUUGAGUCUGCAUCCUUAAUUGAAGACGCUGUUAAUAAUUUACAGUCGAAUAAAUUCGUCGACAUUGAGAAUGGGCGGGUGUGCGUUGGUAUUGAAGACUUUCAAGGUAGCAUUGUAUUGUUGGACAAUGAUAGUAAUGUGAAGAAAGUAGUAACAUCUUUAGUGUAUGGCGCGGGAUGCAUAAGAGAACUCAAAUCAUUGCCCGAUGAUUUGUCAAGAAUAGUUAAAUUAUUCCAACAAGAGAACAUUCCAUAUAUGGAAACAGAUGCAGCUAUUAAAUACAUUCUUUUUGGUAUACGUCUAUUAAAUGAUGGCAUACAAGUGCUUCCUAACACUCGAGUUGUGUAUACGACUUUUGGUACAAUUUUCGCCAAUUAAUAAUUCCGUAUAUUUGAACAGAAUUAACACAUUUAAGAAAUAAAGUGCCUGUAAUUAAAGUUAAGUAUAUAAUAUAUUUUUGUAUGUUUACGAGUAUUUUAUAUAAAGAAAUA
Pectinophora gossypiella (pink bollworm) is the source of this 1994-nucleotide messenger RNA. RefSeq lists its product as uncharacterized. Gene Ontology annotation, molecular function: oxidoreductase activity. The transcript is spliced from 7 exons. The record is from RefSeq and is a predicted model, not a curated record. Bases 424 to 1881 code for a protein of 485 amino acids. NCBI's taxonomy places the organism in Eukaryota, Metazoa, Arthropoda, Insecta, Lepidoptera, Gelechiidae.